Molecule: messenger RNA, 276 nt
Organism: Symbiodinium sp. CCMP2592
Lineage: Eukaryota; Dinophyceae; Suessiales; Symbiodiniaceae
Source: the annotation of a GenBank genome assembly
AUGCUUGCGGCACCGCCCGCAGCGCCUGCGGCGCCAAGCUUCUCCUGGGAGAUCGGAUUCGACCGAAUUGUUCUGGAGCGGUCCGUGGGACAGGGUGUGACGGCCCACGUAUACGAGGCCAUCUUGGACGGUCGAUAUCAGGAAGUGACUUCGAUUCGCCCUGCUUUCGGGAUAUCGCAACAGCAUGGUCGAGCGCUGCAGAAGCUUAUUCUCAUUUGUUUGCUGCUUGUGGACAUGCUUUCCUGCGUGUGUUGCCAACUUGAUGAUUUGGAAUGA